AUGGCGGGCACAUUCCAGGAGAGAGAUCCUGAGCUCUUCUGCCAAGUGGCCUUCUCCUUGUCCAGUCCAGACACUAAAGUUUCCACAGACAGUUCACAGAUGAAGUCGGAUACAAUACUGGAGGAGACUUCACAGGGCAUGGGUCAGGAAGGAGUGUGGUCUUUUAGCGAACUCUUUUUUAUUAAAGAGCCCCAGGAUAUAACUGUCACAAGAAAAGACUCCCUCCUUCUCGAUUGCCACGCCCACGGAGAUGUUCCUAUUAAGGUCACGUGGUUGAAAAAUGGAGUAAAAGUGUCUGAAAGUAAACGGAUCCAGGUUCUUUCUAACGGCUCCUUGUACAUCCGUGAGGCUGAAGGCCGGCGAGGAGAGCCCACAGAUGAGGGAUUUUAUCAGUGCUUGGCCAUGAACAAAUAUGGAGCCAUUCUUAGUCAAAAAGCGCAUCUGGCCCUGUCAACUAUUUCUGCAUUUGAAGUUCAGCCGGUGUCCACCAAGACUCAUGAAGGUGGAGUUGCUCGAUUUGCCUGCAAGAUUUCGUCCAACCCUCCUGCAGCUAUCACGUGGGAGUUUAACCGCACGGCUCUACCUGUAGCUACAGACAGCAGGAUAACGGCCCUGCCGACAGGUGUGCUCCAGAUCUAUGAUGUGGGCCACAUGGAUGCCGGGAGUUACCGCUGCGUCGCCUCCACGGUAGCUCACCGACGGAAGAGUAUGGAGGCCUCCCUCACAGUCGUCCCAGCAAAGGAGUCUAAAUCCUUCCUCACGCCAACCAUUGUAGCCGGCCCGCAGAAUGCAACAGUGUCUCUCCACCACACGGUUGUUUUAGAGUGCGUGGCUACAGGAAAUCCCAAGCCAAUCAUUUCUUGGAGUCGCCUUGAUCACCAGUCCAUUGACGUCUUUAACACCCGGGUACUAGGAAAUGGUAACCUCAUGAUAUCUGAUGUCAGACUGCACCAUGCUGGAGUGUACAUUUGUCGGGCCACUACCCCUGGCACGCGGAACUUUACGGUUGCCAUGGCAACCCUAACGGUGUUAGCUCCUCCUUCAUUUGUGGAAUGGCCAGAGAGUUUAACGAGACCUCGAGCUGGCACUGCUCGAUUUGUGUGCCAGGCAGAAGGAAUCCCCUCGCCUAAGAUGUCCUGGUUGAAAAACGGAAGGAAGAUCCAUUCCAAUGGGAGAAUUAAAAUGUACAACAGGUGGGCCAUGUCAUUUUGUGACUAUUGUUUAAAUAAUGAAGAAUAUCAAGUAGUUCUUGGGAAUGACACAACCCAUUACAUUAUUGAUGAUUUAGAACCUGCCAGCAACUACACUUUCUACAUUGUGGCCUACAUGCCGAUGGGGGCUAGCCAGAUGUCAGACCACGUGACACAGAACACCCUGGAGGAUGUUCCUCUGAGACCUCCUGAAAUUAGCUUGACCAGCCGCAGUCCCACGGACAUCCUCAUCUCCUGGCUGCCCAUCCCCGCCAAGUAUCGGCGUGGUCAGGUGGUCCUGUACCGCCUGUCCUUCCGCCUGAGCUCCGACAGCCACAUCCAGGUCCUGGAGCUCCCCGGGACCACGCACGAGCACCUUCUGGAAGGCCUGAAACCCGACUGUGUCUAUCUGGUCCGGAUUGCUGCUGCCACCCGAGUGGGACUGGGGGAGUCGUCCGUGUGGACGUCACACAGGACUCCCAAAGCCACCAGUGUGCAAGCCCCGAAGUCUCCAGAGCUGUAUCUGGACCCUCUGAACUGCACCACGAUUUCAGUGAGGUGGCAGCUGGGCGCUCAGGACCGAGCCGCCGUCCGGGGCUACAAGCUCUUCUACAAAGAAGAGGGGCAGCAGGAACACGGCCCCAUCUUCCUACGUACCAGCGACCUUCUCUACACACUCAGUGGCCUGGACCCCCGAAGAAAAUACCACGUGAGGCUGCUGGCCUACAACAGCGUCGAAGAUGGCUACCAGGCGGACCAGACGGUCAGCACUCCAGGCUGUGUGUCGGUUCGGGAUCGAAUGGUUCCUCCUCCGCCACCCCCUCACCACCUCUACGCGAAGGCGAACACCUCCUCCUCCAUCUUCCUGCACUGGCGGAGGCCCGCGUUCACCACUGCGCAGGUCAUCAACUACACCAUCCGCUGCAACCCGGUCGGCCUGCAGAAUGCUUCCUUGGUUCUCUACCUGCAAACGUCAGAGACUCACAUGUUGGUUCCAGGGCUGGAACCAAAUACCAAAUAUGAGUUUGCUGUGCGAUUGCAUGUGGACCAGCUCUCCAGUCCCUGGAGCCCCGUGGUCUACCACUCCACACUUCCAGAAGCACCAUCAGGUCCCCCGGUUGGAGUAAAGGUGACCCUGAUCGACGAUGACACUGCCCUGGUCUCAUGGAAACCCCCUGAUGGGCCUGAGACGGUGGUGACACGUUAUACAAUCCUGUAUGCAUCCAGAAAGGCCUGGAUCGCGGGAGAAUGGCAAGUCAUGCAUCGAGAAGGAGCAAUAACCAUGGCUUUGCUGGAAAACCUGGUGGCUGGAAACGUGUACAUUGUCAAGAUCUCUGCCUCCAAUGAAGUGGGGGAAGGGCCCUUCUCAAACUCCGUGGAGCUGGCCGUGCUUCCAAAAGAAGCUCCCGAGUCCAACCAGAGGCCCAAGCGUUUAGAUUCUGCUGAUGCCAAAGUUUACUCAGGCUAUUACCAACUCGACCAGAAAUCCAUGACGGGCAUCGCCAUAGGGGUGGGCAUCGCCUUGACCUGCAUCCUCAUCUGUGUUCUCAUCUUGAUAUACCGAAGUAAUUCCAGGAAAUCAUCUUCUUCCAAGAUGGCUCAGAAUGGAACACAACACUUGCCUGGCACCAGUGCCACCUUUGCCACGAGGAAUGAAGUGGGAAAGACACUGCAGAGAUCUGUAGAGAAUGAAGAAUCCUUGCUGCCGAUGAUCAGGCCCAACAGCUUCAGCGAUGCCAAGGGAGGAACCGACCUGAUAAUUAAUAGCUAUGGUCCUGUAAUUAAAAACAACACUAAGAAAAAGUGGCUUUUUUUCCAAGACUCCAAGAAGACAAAAGUGGAGCAGCCUUCCAGAAGAUUCCCUCAAGCCGCCUGCUUCUACCAGCCGGGCACCACGGUGCUGGUGACUGCCGCCUCCCCCAGCCCCCCAGGCCCAGCCAGGGGCUCCCGGGCGCCCUUCCUGUCCGCCCCAGAUGCCCCGGACGCCGAGCAUUCUGCCAACAGCGAGGGCAGCCACGAGACUGGGGAUUCUGGAAGGUUCUCUCAUGAGUCCAAUGAUGAGAUACACCUGUCAUCCGUUCUAAGUACCACACCCCCGGCCCCUCAUUCUCUUCCUGGUGGGGAUCCACUCGUGGAGCCAGGGGACAGGAGGGGUGCAGGCGCUCAGCCUGGGGAGACAUGA
This is a messenger RNA of Dipodomys ordii (Ord's kangaroo rat), 3372 nucleotides long. RefSeq names its product protogenin (gene Prtg). Lineage: Eukaryota; Metazoa; Chordata; Mammalia; Rodentia; Heteromyidae. Gene Ontology annotation, cellular component: axon; plasma membrane. The coding region runs from base 1 to 3372 and encodes 1123 amino acids. Gene Ontology annotation, molecular function: protein binding. The record is from RefSeq and is a predicted model, not a curated record. The transcript is spliced from 21 exons. Gene Ontology annotation, biological process: axon guidance; cell-cell adhesion.